CAGGGGCGGACCCGGGCCAGGCGCCGGGAGGGGCGGAGUUGCGGCGUCGCCCUUCGCCACUGCUUGCGGCGGCGGAGGCUCGGGGGCGGGGAAGCUGGCGACAGGGCCGCUGGGGUCUUGUGGUCCUGCAGAAUCGUGGGCAGCGGGACCCGGCAGUCAGCAGAGGAACAUGGCGCCCUGGACACUCUGGCGCUGCUGCCAACGCGUGGUGGGCUGGGUUCCGGUGCUCUUCAUCACCUUUGUGGUCGUCUGGUCCUACUACGCGUACUAUUUCUAGAACAGGAGAAAAAGGAAAGACCGUUGUUUACCUUGUGGCUUUUCAUCUGUUCUUUGUUAUGUUUGUAUGGUCUUAUUGGAUGACAAUAUUCACAUCUCCUGCUAGCCCUUCCAAAGAGUUCUACUUGUCAAACUCUGAGAAGGAGCGUUAUGAGAAGGAGUUCAGCCAAGAAAGACAGCAAGACAUUUUGAGAAGAGCAGCAAGAGACCUGCCUAUCUACACCACAUCAGCUUCAAAGGCUAUCCGAUAUUGUGAAAAAUGUCAGUUGAUUAAACCUGACCGAGCCCAUCACUGCUCAGCAUGUGACAGAUGUGUUCUUAAGAUGGAUCAUCACUGUCCAUGGGUGAAUAACUGUGUGGGAUUUACUAAUUACAAAUUCUUCAUGCUGUUUUUGUUGUAUUCUCUACUAUAUUGCCUUUUUGUGGCUGCAACAGUUUUAGAGUAUUUUAUAAAAUUUUGGACGCUUUGCCGCAGGAAAUCUACAGAGAAUUGCCCAAAGAAUGAACCAACAGUUUUAAAUUUCCCCAGCGCAAAGUUCCACGUACUGUUCCUUUUCUUUGUGUCUGCAAUGUUCUUCGUCAGUGUGCUCUCACUAUUUAGCUACCAUUGCUGGCUGGUUGGAAAAAAUAGAACGACAAUAGAAUCAUUUCGUGCACCUAUGUUUUCUUAUGGAAUAGAUGGAAAUGGUUUCUCUCUUGGAUGCAGUAAAAAUUGGAGACAAGUCUUUGGUGAUGAAAAGAAAUAUUGGCUAGUUCCAAUAUUUUCAAGUUUGGGUGAUGGUUGCAGUUUUCCAGCUCGCCUUGUGGGGAUGGAUCCAGAACAAGCUUCUGUUGCAAACCAGGGUGAAUACGUCAGAAGUAUUGGCUCAAAUCAACCUUUUCCUAUCAAACCACUUAGUGAAUCAAAAAACCGUUUAUUGGACAGUGAAUCUCAGUGGCUAGAGAAUGGAGCUGAAGAAGGAGUCACCAAAUCAGGGACAAAUAACCAUGUUACAGUGGAAAUAGAAAAUUGAGUACUACUUGUUCAUAACUAACCAUUUGAUGAGUGCAAGGUAUAUAAAAACACAUUUUGGACUAUUUUCAAUUUUAUUUGCAAGAAAAUGAUGGAUGGAAUGAAAUAUUUGAAGUAUAACAGAAGAUAUAUUUUUAAAAGGAGAUGUUUGUACAGUUUGAUGGAUCCACAGAAGCACUGCAGAGCAGAAAGAUGCCUUAAUUUUUAGUGUCCAUUUGUGUGACAUUGCCUCACAGCUCAAAAGUGACUUAAUUUUCCUUUGGAAGUAACACCUGUUUUACAAUGCUAUUACGUGUUAACAUGCCAUAUGUAUUUUAAACAUCUGAGUUACAACAUUAGAGCUAUUUCUUAGUAUCCACAUAAAUUUUCACCCCAAAAACACAAACUAAAAAGUUGUCUGUGGUGAAGUAUACCUAGGGAAAACGGGGGCUAAAAAUGAUACCCAAAUCACUGAUUCUUGUGCUGUAUAAGGGAAAGAAAUACUGCUUUUUUUAUUAGAUGUUUACUAAUUUAUAAUUACUGUUUUAUACUUUUCAACAUUUUAAUAAAGAUUUUUUAAUUAUUGGCUAUAAAAUAACACUCAGAAGGAUUCAGAUACCUAAAUAUAAUAAUUUAGAACAUUGAAGAUAUUAAUAUAAUUCAGUGAAGGUUUAGUUAGAAGCAUUAAUACUUCUAAUUAGUACUUUUAAAAGCCAAGUGGCACAUGCCUAUAAUCCCAGCAUUCAGAAGGCUGAGGUAAGAUUCAGUGAUUUUUGAGUCUAGCAUUGGUUGCAUAGAGACCGUAUCUAAGACACAGAAUAGUACAACCAUGUGGUGUAGGUGUAGUGUGAGCCCAAGGCUCAAAGGAAACAACUACAUGUUGGUAUUCUCUGCUUUUUAAUUACUAGUUGUUGAGUGUUCAAGGGAAGUUUUUAUGGGCAGGAAAGCACAGAGGUUCACGUGCCAUCCAAAGACCUAACACAUAUAUGAAUAGGUGGGAGUGACUAGAAAAAAAAGAGAAUGAAAGAAGAAGUAUUAUAAAGUAAACAAAUUUUCAUCCCUAAAAGUAUAUAGACUACAACAUGCUAUUAAAUAGGAUUUCAUUUAGACAAUGUCUAAAAAUUACUAUGGUCCUUUACAGGAAUCCUGUAGCCAAGUCAACAGUGACUCAAAUGCAGUUCAGAUAAGGAUGAAAUAAGUAAAACAAAACCACGAUGUCCCAGGCUUGGGCUGGAGAAAUGUCUCAGUGGAUAAAGGCCCUUGCGCUCAGACCUACAACCUGACAUCAGCCACAUUCUGGAAGAAGAUACCUAACUCCCACACAUUGUCCUCUGGCAUUUACAUGUGCACUCUGGUGCACACAGGCUCUCUUUUUAACAGAUAGUAUGUUUUUAGCAUCUAGUGGCUUUAAUAGAAAUAGCUAUAUUUAGGAGAUUAGUCCACUGGUCCAUCAAAUGGCAAUGUAGAGGCACUAUUUUUGGUUUAUACAGUUUAUCAAAGAACCACGGGGCGUGGUGGCACACGCCUUUAAUCCCAGCACUCGGGAGGCAAGAGACAGGUGGAUUUCUGAGUUCAAGGCCAGCCUGGUCUACAGAGUGAGUGCCAGGACAGCCAGGGCUACACAGAGAAACCCAGUCUUGAAAAACCAAAAAAAAAAAAAAAGAAAGAAAGAAAGGACGAAAGAAAAGAAACAACCCCAAAUGAUUGCUUGAGGUGGACCAGCAGAGAGACGUCUCUGAUGUGCUGCUGUCUAGGAUGUGGCUAUGCAGUGUCUUUGUGUGCACAAUAGGAUUGUGGAGGAGAGGGCAUCCUGCAUGAGUUGGACUGUAGGACUCCCCACAUUACCCAGUGUUGAAGUUUGCAAAUAACCUUGCUUUUUAUUUACCCACCAAGUAGCUCUCAAGUCCUCUGAAUAUCAAAUAUUAUACUAAAGAUAGUGCUGUGAUUUCCUAAUCCUACAUAAAUCAAGAUCGCUGCUGUUCUAACUUUGCGAUUUGGGAAGUUUACUGGAUUCCCAUUGACUGCACUAAUUAUGAAUCUUAAGUAACUUUCCCUUUGGACCAAAGGAGUGAGUCAGCUUUGGCACCAUGGUUUAAAGUUGUAUGUAGUAUGAAUUCCUCUUCAUUGCAGCUCUUUUGACGUUCAUUCUAUAAAAACAAUGACUUAAGAGAUGCCAGUUACUGCUAGGCAUGCUGGAGCCUGCUGGCCAUCUCAGCACUUGGGAGUCUGAAUCAAGUUGGUCUAGUUCAUUCUCAGCAUCAACAGUAGCCUGUGCUGCAUGAAGCCUGUGCUAAACAACCCGAGAGGAAAAGAAGAUCAAUUACUAACCAGAAAUACAACUUCAAUUUGGUAGUGUGCAUGCUACUUUCAGAAAUAUUCUAGUAUUUCAGUGUUUCUAUAUUUAUAUCAAGGGAUUUGCAUGCACCUGGCAUAAUUUGCCCCUUUAACAUACUAUUAUGUAGAAGUAUCAAAUUUCUGAGUUGUUUAUUAGCAUAGUAAAACCAUUUCUAGUUUUCCACUUUGGUAGCCUUUAUAGCCAGCUUUUUGCCACAUUCUAAAAUAUUUAGCUGCCUUUUGUUGUUUUGGUUUUGUUUCAUUUUAGUGCUGGGAAUCAAAUCCAGGGCCUUCUGCAUACUAGGCAAGUCCUCUACCACUGAGCUACAUCCCUGGCCCAAGCUGAAGCUGUUCAUACGUGUCAGUGAGCCAUUCAUUAGGGACCAGCAAGUGGUAUGGGAAUCAGGGAAAGGCUGGAUGUUUAGUAUGUGAACUGGCAUUGAGUCUGCUAUCAGUGGGGGGAGGGGGGGGACUACCUUGAAACAAAGCUUUGCCAAAAUUUCAAACACUUGAACAUUUGUGAAGAAAAUGGAGUUGAAUUUCAGGUCUUGCCCUUGCCAUUAAAAACAUCAGACAGGAGACUUGGUUUACCUGGGUACAGAGGUACUUGACUGUUGAGUACCUGCGGCACCUGACCCUGUCACUGUGCCAACCAAAGCAGCUGCAGUGUACCAGCUAUUGACAUGAACAUGUUUACAAAGUUGAGUUUUGUCUUCAUAAAAGAAUGAUUUUUAAAAAACUUUUUACAUAGUUAUGACUCAAUGUGUUUAAAGCAUAACAAGUUAGCUUAAAUAUAUGGUCUUUACUUGAAUUUUAAUUCUUACAGAAAGCAAAUUUUGACUGUUUACAGGAAUGCUUGAAAUGAGUCAAGAGAUCUCUAAUUCUCUCUGAAGCAAAACUGUUACAGGCUUAGUGUUAGAGCCUGCGUAUUUGCGGCAUUGGAUAGGCAGUAACUCAAACUACGUUUCGCUUACAUCUUGUUCUAUAAAGUAGUACUUUUGCGUGGAUAAGUAUUUUUAACUGAUAUUAAGAAAUCAUAUUUUUGCAUUUCAGUCAAACUAGUAAGAGCAUAUGUAAAAGUACAAAUAAGAUAUAAAUCUGAAAUUCAUGUUUCAUAUGAUCUAAGCUGUAUUUUUAAAUUCAAAUUUAAAAUACAAUAGAGAUUCAGAAAGGUCCAUAUUUUUCUAAUGACUUCAUGCUAUAUUAUUUUCUUGAGUUACGUAAAGCAAGGAAUUGUAUUUGUAUUAAGGAGCUAAGGAAGCUGUUAGUUUAUUAUAUUUGUACAUGAUUACAGACAAGCCUAUGCCCAUUUAAAAGAAGAGAUGGAUACUGUUUAAGGUGAUAUUUAAUGUUUUUCUAUAAAUAAGUUUGAGAGAUCGUUUGCCUUAGUUGUCUUAUCAGUAGCAUAGCCUUCUAUUUAUUCUCAUUAUGUGAACCUGGACUAUGACCAGUGACUCUUGGCUCUGUAUUUUGGAUGGCCUAACCUACAUUACUAUGUGUGCAUUUUUUUUCAGAAACCAUAAUUACUUUAUUAAUAAACAGAUAAAGAUAUUGUCUUGUUUUUUAAUGGUUUUGUUGCCAUUAUAUUUGUCAAAUGAGAAAAUAAUUGUCAUUUUGAUCCGCA
Messenger RNA from Mus caroli (Ryukyu mouse), 5225 nucleotides. It is a transcript of the gene Zdhhc20, whose product is annotated as zDHHC palmitoyltransferase 20. The record is from RefSeq and is a predicted model, not a curated record. NCBI's taxonomy places the organism in Eukaryota, Metazoa, Chordata, Mammalia, Rodentia, Muridae. Gene Ontology annotation, molecular function: palmitoyltransferase activity.